AUGAACCGAGCCGAUCUGUGUGGACGGCGAUCUAAACAGCCGAUCUGUGUGGACGGCGAGGGCUGCGUGCCCACUUCUGCUUCCAUCCGACUCUGCUACCAGUGUGGCAAGAGCUGUGCCCAGUUUCCACUUGUGGCUUGUGACUACUGCCCCGCAGCAUUUCACCUGGAGUGCACUGAGCCUCCUCUGACGUCACUGCCCCAGGGCAGGUGGAUGUGUCCCCUCCAUCCCCACCACUACAACCCCACUCUGCAAACGAGCACCAGUUGGACCCAAAGAGUAGUCUACCACCAACAGUUCUCCAAACCAAUAGAUACAGAACAAGUGAAGAGAAAAUUUUACGAGAACCUAAACAAAAAGUAUCCACCAUGGUUCGACAAAAACGAACCAAAGCGAAGGCCGAAAGAGUUCGAAAUUGACGUGCCUGUAUCUAUUAAAGAAAUGUACAGAACAGCGAAACUGAAAACUGAGCGACCGGAAAUUCUUCAAAAUAGUUCUUCUUAUUCUGAUACAAUAAAUAAUGAAAGUCAGUUCGAGUCUUUACUUCAUGAUGAGAAUAACAAAAAAUUAAUCGACGGUCUUUUAAACCUUAUUGUAAAUCAUUCCGAUUCACGAUGUCCAACUAGUCAUAGAAUGAAGGAAUGCGGAACUUUGAAAAAUUGUAACCUUGAAAAUAAUAACGAUAGUGUCGGAAAUGUUGACGACUCGGAAAUAAUAUCAGCUGUUCAAUCGUUGUCCGAUCACAGUUUAGCACGAGUCAACUCGUCGAUUGCGGCUUUAUUUGACAUUGAAAGGAAGACAAUCUGGCUGAUGGAUAAACCGUGGUUGUGCAUUGGAUCGGACGGUGAUAUAUGCGACGUGGUGUUACGUACUAGCUUGUGCAAACGGGUAUCACAAAAACAUGCCGUUCUCUUUUUCGAUGCCAAAUCAAGACAGUUUGAAGUACUCAAUUACAGCGAACAUGGCACGAUAGUUGAUGGUGUUCAGCUUGGAUGUGAAAAUCACAGCAAGCCAAAGCAACCCGACAAAAAAUGUCACGCAGCCAAUUCAAUGGAUCCUUCUGCAACUACUGUCGAAUCUGUCAGAUUGUUUAUCACGAAAAGUAGCGAUAGUUCGAAAUAUGCAACCUUGAAAAAAGCACAGCAAUAUAAACGACAGGCGACGAUGCGUACUCAUCAAACAAGCUGCAAUUGCGAAGAAAUUAUUGUCUUCGGGGGAACAAUAGGCUGGGAAGGAUCGGUGCACCUUCAUCAUGGAUCAGUGUUGAGAAUUGGAUGUGUUUCUUUAGUUUUGUCAAUCUUGUGUUGAAUUUUAAUUCGAAAUUCUAAACCCUGACCAACAUUUUUUUGCUGUUUGUUGAGGAUUAAAUUUCAGAAUGUGUAUAGUUGGUUGUAUGGUUAUUGUUCCUACUCUAGAAGGAAGUUGCAGAAUAUUUGUGCU
Symsagittifera roscoffensis is the source of this 1440-nucleotide messenger RNA. Its product is annotated as PHD finger protein 12-like. The record is from RefSeq and is a predicted model, not a curated record. NCBI's taxonomy places the organism in Eukaryota, Metazoa, Xenacoelomorpha, Acoela, Convolutidae. The coding region runs from base 1 to 1308 and encodes 435 amino acids. The transcript has 5 exons. Gene Ontology annotation, biological process: negative regulation of transcription by RNA polymerase II. Gene Ontology annotation, cellular component: nucleus; Sin3-type complex. Gene Ontology annotation, molecular function: transcription corepressor activity; protein binding.